Pneumocystis carinii B80 is the source of this 1050-nucleotide messenger RNA. RefSeq lists its product as hypothetical. The coding region runs from base 1 to 1050 and encodes 349 amino acids. Lineage: Eukaryota; Fungi; Ascomycota; Pneumocystomycetes; Pneumocystales; Pneumocystaceae. Gene Ontology annotation, biological process: RNA (guanine-N7)-methylation. Gene Ontology annotation, molecular function: protein binding; tRNA (guanine(46)-N7)-methyltransferase activity. The transcript is spliced from 5 exons. The record is from RefSeq and is a predicted model, not a curated record. Gene Ontology annotation, cellular component: nucleus; tRNA methyltransferase complex; cytosol.
AUGAGGCAUCCUAUUCAACUUAUAUUAGGAAAUACAAGUAAAGAAGAGAUAUAUAUAGGAGUUGGAGCAAAAGUCUAUGUAUUAGACUCGAAAACAGGGAAAAAAUUGGCAAACUGGGAGGCACCAGAGAUAAAUAAUGUUCAAUUAAAGAAAAGUUGUAUAAAUGUUAUACAAUGUAUGAAUUUUAGUAGAGAGAAGGGGCUUCUUUUUGUAUCAGGGAAUGAUAAAUUACUAAGAAUUCUGAAUAUUUCAGAAGGAUUGAAAGUCCAGAAUGAAAUACGGUGUAAUAAACGUCCAUGUGUAAUAGCAGUGGUUGAAAAGCUAAGUAAAAUUUUUGUUGGAGACAAAUUUGGGGACGUUUAUUCAUUUUUAUUUGAAGAAGAAUCAGUAGUAGAAAAAAAUACAGGACCAGUUCCAGCAAAUCUUGUAUUAGGACAUGUUUCUAUGAUUACAGAUAUGAUAGUGACAAAUGAAUGUGAUUAUUUAAUUACAUCAGAUCGAGAUGAACAUAUUAAAAUAAGCUGUCUACCAAAAUGUGUAGUUAUUAAAGGAUAUUGUUUGGGUCAUGAGGAAUUUGUUUCAAAAUUAUGUAUAUUAUCAUGGAAGCCAGAUAUUUUAAUAUCUGGAGGAGGUGAUGCAUAUUUAUUUGUUUGGAACUGGAGAAAUCAAGAAUUGUUAUCAAAGAUAGAUUUAAUAAACCUUUUUUAUGAAAAAGAUGGAGGAAAAUAUGUUUUAGAUAAAGAAAAAAUUGCAAUAAUUGGUAUUCAAGAAAUACCUGCAAGAAAAGAAAUAGCAAUUAUUAUUCAGAAAAUACAAUUAUUAUUUAUAUUUGGAGAUUUAUCAUUAGAAAAACCAACUUUAAAAAUGAUAGAACCGCUUCCCGGAGACCCUCUAAGUAUUACUUUAGAUAAAAACAACAUAUUAUGGAUAUCUCUGGACAAUUCUACUGAUUAUAACAUUCCUUUUGUAUAUUUAUAUCCAAAAAAUGAAGAUUUUGAAAAAAUAAUACAAGAAGUUGAUAAAGCUAUAAGCAUGGAGGGUAAUACAUAG